This is a messenger RNA of Fopius arisanus, 4912 nucleotides long. Its product is annotated as 43 kDa receptor-associated protein of the synapse homolog. Gene Ontology annotation, biological process: synaptic transmission, cholinergic; positive regulation of neuromuscular synaptic transmission. NCBI's taxonomy places the organism in Eukaryota, Metazoa, Arthropoda, Insecta, Hymenoptera, Braconidae. The transcript is spliced from 11 exons. Gene Ontology annotation, cellular component: neuromuscular junction; plasma membrane. The record is from RefSeq and is a predicted model, not a curated record. Bases 511 to 2118 code for a protein of 535 amino acids. Gene Ontology annotation, molecular function: protein-membrane adaptor activity; acetylcholine receptor binding.
UCGUAUGGAUCACUUGCGCCUCCUCGUUUUCCUCACCUCACCACUCUUCAUUACUUCGUCAUCACUCCGAGAUUAUUAUUAUUCCUUUAUUUUUUCAUUCUCCAUUAAAAUGACACGACUCAACGGUCCAUCUUCCAAGCCUAUGUGAUUUUGUGAAGUGACGAGGAUAACUAGAACGCAAAAUUAUCAUUGAACUCGGAGCAAAAAUAUAUCAUCAAAGUGGAGAUAAUGGAGUAAGAAUUGGAAAUAAUAAAAUAAAAUAAAAUCAUUUGGAUGAGAUAAAAGUGUCUCCUCCACGAAAUAGUUGACAACAAACUGGCAUGUACUGUUUGAGUGUGGCAUGCAGAUGCGGCGGCGGUGGUACUGGGGACAAUGACGUUGGUGCGAGAUGAGACUGGAAGUGGGAUACAACGGAAAAACGACAGGGAGAAGAAAACGAGGAAGCGGAGGAGGAAGAGGAGGGGGAGGAGAAAAGUGUGUGGGUGGUAGGGAGGAAGAAGCGCCACAGCCAUGUCAUGGGAGUCUGUCGCGUCCAAAGAUUAUCUCGGGGGCUCUGGAAGCCAUCAAUUGUCUGCUACCGCUCUUUUGGGAAGUCCGGACGGUUCAAGACAUCCACUCGACGUCUACGAAUUUGCCGAGGAGGAUUACCGCUGCCAAAAUGGCGAUGGUGCCGUCGCUCAGUAUCACAAUACUCGAUCUGGCAUUGGAAUUUGGGAGUGCCUCAUGGGAUGCCGACACAGGCUCGAUCAGCAGCUGGCGAGAAGAAAGGUGGAACAGGGCUUGAAGCUGUACCGCGCUCACAAACAGCAGGCAGCGGUGAGAAAAUGGCGAGGAGCCCUGAAAUCCAUAAGACAUCGCGAUGACAAGUUCACACUCCUCGGUUAUCUCUAUCAAGCCUAUAUGGACUGGGGAAAAUAUAGAGACAGUAUAGAUUACGCCCACAGACAAUUGUGUAUCUCCGAGGAGCUGGACUCACCGAAUAUGAGAGCAGAGGCAUAUUUGAAUUUGGCUAGGGCGCACGAGAGGCUUGGGGCCCUUGAUAGGGCACUUGCAUAUGCAAGGCACAGUCUUUAUAACGAGUGCGAUCAGUGUGCCACUGCCGGAUUGGUGCAUUUGACUGUGGGUCGGGUUCACUUGGAGCUAGCUGGAUUCUGCAAAGCGCUGGAAGCUUUUCAGAGAGCUCACAAAAUUGCUCAUUCAAUUCAUGAUCCUUCAUUGGAACUGCAGGUCUACGUUGGUCUAUCUGAGUUGUUUUGCCGCCUUCAAGAUGCUGAUAAGAGUGCAAGAUACGCAGCGAAAGCCUAUGAUUUAUCUCGGAGUUUGCAGCUCGGUGAUUUGAACUCCAGGCAUCAUCGAGCUGCCCUACUGCAAAUGGCAACUGCUCUCAGGAAAAAAGGAGAACUUGGCGAUGCUCACGAUUACUGCUCGGAAGCCACUAGAUUAUCUUUAGUUUCUGGUGAUCAGGCGAGCUAUGCCAGGAGUAUCCGGAUAAUGGGUGACAUUUACAGAAAAAAAUCUGAUAUUAAUAAAGCAUUUCGUCAGUACGAGAGCGCGAUGGGCUCAGCGGCAGCGACAGGAGACCGAUUGUGCCAAAUGGAAGCAAUGGAUGGAGCUGCUAGAUGCCUAGAAGCUCUUAGACUCCAGCACAAGAUAUGUAACUGCAGGCCGUUGGAGUUUAACACACGACUUCUCGAAGUUGCGAGUUCUGUUGGGGCCAAACUUUUAGUGAGAACGGUGAGGUGCCGACUAUCACGAAUCUACAGUUCUUUGGGGGAUGAGGAACAAAAAGGUCAUCACGAGAGAAUCGCUGCUGCUACUGAAGAGGACUUGGAACUUCGAUGCGGUGGUUGUAAUGAGCCUUUUGGCUUAGAGGCUGACUCCCUUGAGGCAUUGCCUUGCUCACAUAUACUUCAUGCCAGAUGUGCUAACGACAUAUUGAAAAGACGCGACAAGAAGAAGAAACGUCUGUGCCCAGAUUGCCAUAAAUCGGUGAGCUCUCGACUGUAUUUACACUGCGAGGAGUCCCACGACUUGAAUCAGAGUUCCUUGAGCUUGGCCUCGUUGCGUGCUAGUAGUCUAGCAACCCUGGACGAUUGUCACGCCACGAGCAGUGUUUGAAUAAAAUGCAAGGUACAAAACAAACAGCGAUACCAUACGAUUUAAUGCAAUUAAUUGACUAAACUAUCAACCACCGCGACGGACUCUAAUCAAUUGUUACUACACGUGAUAUAAUCAUUAGGCUCAGUUAAUGAAUAACAAUGUAUCAAUUAGCGAGAAUAUUGACGAGUAUUUUCGCAUGAUAAACAAUGUUGUUAUCGAAAUAUCGCACAUAGAAUUUUUUUUUCCCGAUCAAUGCUGAUCAGUUUUAGAGCUUACUACCUAAACAAAAAGGAAUUCAACGAAUAAUAACUCGUGAGAUUUAUCAUCUUGAUCAGAUAUAUUUUCGUAUAUCUGCAUGCACUAGCAAUUUUACUCAUCUCAGAGGAGUCUCUCGAGUCGAAUAGAAUCUCUGGCGUCACACUGACUAAACGAUGAAAUUGUCUACUUGAGAGAUAACAAAUUUUAACCAUUGUUGAUGGUAUAUUGAUAAUUGUUGAAGAAUUAUAGAUUAUCGUAGAACUAAGAGAGCAAAUGCAAACUUGCACUUCCUAGAUUCGAGAGCUAUCUUUCCAUUACGUUUGGAGUUUUCACUUAUAUUUUUAUCUAGUCAAUGAAUAGUUGUAAAGGUGCUACUAUGCAAUACCAGGAAUAAUGGAGUUGACCCAUUUUAUGAGUUAGUAAGAUAUUUUUUAGAACAACUAUUUGUCGUGCACAAUGUGAAGAACCAUCAUUUUUUAAUAUUUUUAUUAUGAUAUCCUGCUUUUAAUAUUGUCAUUCAUCUUUAUACGUGCCAAAAAAUACUUCAAGUUGAAUAUGAAAAUAACAAUUAACUGAAUCAAUUAAGUAUGAAAAACCUGCCAUAAUAUUGAUAUUAGUUAGUAUGAGGUAAAUUCUUAGAAAUCAGUAUUUAAGUUUUUCUGAAAUCAAACUACUUGAUUCUAUGUAAUUAUCAAGUGUAAUUAUCAAGGGCAAGUAAUUUUUUAGUUUUGUGUAGUCGCACACUCACUGCCAUUAUUCAUUUACCGGGAGGACAACAAUUACCUUAAAUUUCUUCUCAACUGCAUACAAUCACUUCAUGAUGAAUUAAUUAGUUUUGAAUCAUUUUUCAAAAUUUUAUUACAAGGCAACCGAUUUUCUUCAAACAUAAUAGGGACAUUAAUUUAUCAGUUGCUACUUAUCAUUGCACAACCCAUUAUACUGAUGUUCUCCCAAAAUUCAAUUAGUUCCAGACCGAUAAAACAAAUUAAAAAAUGAACUGUUGCAUUUUUUAAUUACUAUUUAAGAUGGUAGAAAUGCCAGUGACAUAAUGAAUGAUGAGAUUAGUUUAAAGCUCGCAUGGAGCUGUGGCCACCCCCACCACCCCGACCCACGCUAAUGGUUGUGACCUAGAUUUCGCUCGUUUUAACCCUUCAUCACAUGCUCAAUGAGCGCCGCACCGAGCCGCCGCUUUACUUUUCUCUCUUUUUUUUUUCUUUCUUUUUUUUUUUUUCUUCAAUUAUACAAAACUUUAAGCAGUAAGAAAAUAGAAAAUAUUUCUUCGCUUCGUUUGUAUAUUCUGGAAUGAGAAAAUUAUUGCGAACGCAAGCGAAAAAGGAAACACACACCCAUGUAUCACGGUCGGCCAUAUUUAGGUCAUGGUCAUUCGCGGAGGAUGGGGUAAACGGGGUGCUCACAGCUUCAUUCGAGCCUUAAAUGUAGGCGCAACAAUUAGGAAUUGUGCACGAAUAAACUAACAAUUCAAAACGAAAACGAAGGCAUUACUUAACGUUGAAUUAGAUGAAUUUUAUUACAUUCGCAUUCUUAAUCGCGCAAUUGAUAAAAAGAUACAAAAAAUAUUGAAGAAAAUUGUUUUCUGUGGAAAUUAACGCACAAUCAGACAAUGUCUGUAGACAUGCACAUUGCGCACUUGUAUAAAACUGGUAUAUGCUCAUGAACCGGCAGAGACAAUUCAAGUGAAGAAUUCUAUUGUAAGACGCCCAAUGUGUAAGUUCUUCACGAUUUCCAAUUAGGAUAUCAUUAAGACAAACAGAAGAUUGAAAAGAGAAUAUAAAUAGAAAACACGGAGAAAAAAAUGUUAGAAGAAUAUCAUGAAAAUGGCGUUGAUGGGAUGUAGAAAAGAAUAGCAUAAGUAAGCCAAGAGUGCGAUAAUUUUCAAUUUUCCCAGGGUAAUCAUAGAACUUCAAUUUCCUAUUUUCGGAACCAAAAUUCGAUUUUUCCGUUUCCCUUCAGGUUAAAGCGCAGCGGAGAUUCAAUAUAAAAAUUAACACUGAGUAACAACAGUAAAAAGUUACAGAGAAACGAUAUAAUCAUCUCAUAGUAACAUGGAAUAUUUAUUCUUCCCAACAGACUAUUUGUGCAAAACAAAAAACCUAAACAUCACCAUGCAGUAGGGUAAAAAUGACGUUGCAACUAUGAAAUAAAAAAAUAUAUAUAUUUUGAAUAAUCAUCCCUCGCUUCAGAAUUACGUGAAAUGUGAUGUAAUUUUUCCCCGAUUUUUUUCUCCGUGAGAAAUAAUGACAUCCAAUGGACCGAGUACCUCAGAUAAGAAUAAAUGUUAUUGAAAAAAGAAAACAACAAAAUAUAAAAUAAUAAACACCAAACUGUUUGAUGAUUCCUUGAGUUAGUCCAAUAUUUAUAAUCCUAUUGCAUUCGGCGAAUAUUUUCUCGUUUAGAAUGAUUGAAAACUCUUUUGUAAAUGGUCAGUUAAAUAAUAUUGUUUCAUUAAAAAAUUACCAAUGCAAUUAUAUUGAAGGUGUUGAUAUGAAGAAAUUGUUAACGAACUCUCGUAGGUGUUAUCAGAAUUUCAAAGUAU